This is a messenger RNA of Poeciliopsis prolifica (blackstripe livebearer), 4242 nucleotides long. RefSeq names its product Rho GTPase activating protein 27, like (gene arhgap27l). Gene Ontology annotation, molecular function: protein binding. The transcript is spliced from 22 exons. The coding region runs from base 174 to 3119 and encodes 981 amino acids. Lineage: Eukaryota; Metazoa; Chordata; Actinopteri; Cyprinodontiformes; Poeciliidae. Gene Ontology annotation, cellular component: cytoplasm. Gene Ontology annotation, biological process: regulation of GTPase activity; signal transduction. The record is from RefSeq and is a predicted model, not a curated record.
CUGGGACUGGCAGGUCGGCCAGAGGUGGAGCCUCAGAGACAGGAACCUGUUUGAAAGAUUCAGAAUCAGAGAAAAACUGGAUCAGGAUGUUUGGAUCUGACUUCUUAUGCAGGGUCACUGAGAACCAGCGGUGACCUUUGACCCCUCACCUUCAGAGUGUACCUGAGGGGGCGAUGCCUGGGGAGGUUAGAGAGGGAAAAAUGGCAGCGACGUCCUUGAUGCCGAGCAAAGGUCUUGGUCUGGUUCUGGUGGAGUUUGAGUACGAAUACAAAGACCAGAACGGGGUUCUGGUCACCAUCAAACCUAAUGAGCGCUACGUCCUGCUGGCCAAGACCAACGACCACUGGUGGCACGUCCGGAACGACAGCAGCUCCAAAGCCUUCUACAUCCCGGCCAAGUACGUCAAGGAGCUACCCACCAACUUCCCGUCGCUAUUGGACUUUGCUGAAAAACCCGGUCCAGAACCAGUCCCUCAUCUUGUGGUGGCUCCAGUUCCUGUUCCUGUUCCCGUCCCGCUUCCAAAGAGUCUGGAGAAGCCUGAAGGAACCAGAAUCAAGCAAAAUGAUGAGGUGACGAUCCGCGUCAGACCCGACGCUUCCAACCGGCACCACCGCAAUGAGAACCGCAUGUCCACUUUCGGCGUACAUCUAGACUUACCGGACCUAGCACAUGUAUCGCCGAGGGUCCAUACAAACCAUUCUGCUGGUUCUGCUGAGACUGGAACCACAGCUUCCACUGGGACCGCAAACAUGGCUGACAGUAAAAAGCAGCCCCAGGUCAAGGGCCACCAUGAGGACCAACAAGAUUCUGGGAAACCGCGGGUUCCCAGCUUCAGUCCGGCGGACCCACGGACAUCUAGCCGGCAUCAGAACCAGCCCAUUCCUGUGGAGAUGCCCGUGGUUCCCCCUCACAGCAAAACAUCUGAGGGUCGUCAUGACAACAAGCAGCAGAAACAGGAGCCAGAGGAGGAAGAGGAGGUGGCUGAGGAGGCAACCACAUCAGAGAGCAGCGAGGAAGAGGAGGAGUGUCGAGGUCACCACAUCUACGAGUCCAUCCAGGACCUGAAUCUGGACGUGGAAGCUCUGAGCCUCCAGAAGGCUCCAUCAGCAGCACCUGAGUCCUCACUUCCUGCUGCGGCGCUGCUCUCCUCACAGGACCGAAACUCGCUCAACCCUAGUUCACCCAUCUACGCCAACGUCUGCUCCCUCAAGAAAACGUCUACUCCUCAGAUCUCCAUCUCCACCCCGACUAGCGUAGACCCUGACCAAUCGGAAGCAGGCCACGCCCUCUCAUCGCCAAGCCCCGCCUCUCCUCUCAGCCCACAAGACGAAUGGCAGGUUCACACUGAUCAGGAAAGUGGCAGGAGGUUUUUUUACCACCCUCUCACCAGACAGACCACCUGGUCGGACCACCGAGGCCAAACGCCGGCCGGAGACAUGGAUCUGUCCAGUCCGCUCUCUCCGGCCUCCUCUCAGGGUUCCUGUGAGUGGGAGGAGCUGAUGGACAACGCAUCGGGGCGGGUCUACUACCACAACCAUAAAACAGGAACCACGUCCUGGGCUCUCCCUGACCCAACAUCUCCAUUAUCUCCUGCUGGAUCCACAGGCAACAGAAACCAGGACGACGUCGCGCCUCCUCUACCAAAGCCAGAUUAUCCCGUGGACAGACACAAUAACAAUGGAGACUCUGUCUGUACGCAGCUCCUGCAGAUUCCCAGAGCCCAGCUGGACGGCCAGCAGAAGCAGCAGGAGCAGAGGCUGAUGGGUAAUGGAGUCCCUGCGGAGGAAGGAGCUGCACAAGUCAGGAUCAUGAGACACAGUAUCGGUGAAGAUGUGUUUUCCCCGGGACACAGAAGGAUAUCCUCGGACCUUACGGAUGCCGUUAGGAAGCAUUUGCCAGACAGUCCUCAGUUUCCUAGUAGGCUCAAGCUGAGGAGGAACCUGUCCCACAGCACAGGCAAACCCCAGCACCAUUGCCAUCUGCUGGAAAAGGCAGGAAUUGUUAAUAAGACCAAAUUGGUUGAUCAUGGCAAAAAGAUGAGGAAGAACUGGACUCAGUCCUGGACAGUCCUUCAUGGUGGGAUUCUUACUUUUCACAAAGAUCCCAAAUCUGCCCCAGCUGGAAACACUAACAAAGCAUCGCAGAUUGUUCCAGAGUACACUGUGGACCUGAAAGGAGCGUCGGUCCAAUGGGCCGCCAAAGACAAGUCCUCCAAAAAGUUUGUUCUGGAGCUGAAGACUCGUCAGGGCUGCGAGUAUCUGAUCCAGUACGACACGGAGAGCAUCAUCUCGGACUGGUACAAAGUCAUCCAGGAAACCAUCCAGCAGCUGACACCUCAUCAGCUGGAACCGGAGCAUCUAAGCGAUGAUGAGGAUGACUCAGACAGAGAGGACAGGAAGAGGGGAUCCACCAGAAGUAAUGCAGGACCGGACUCAGAGCAGAGCCGGAUCCGGAGCAAACUGAGACGCUUCCUGCAGAGGAGACCGACGCUGCAGAGCGUCAAAGAGAAGGGAUACAUCCGAGACAACGUGUUUGGCUGCCACCUGGAUGUUCUCUGUCACAGGGAAAACUCCACUAUUCCCAAGUUUGUGGAGAAAUGCAUCAAAACGGUGGAGAGGAGAGGUCUGGAUGUUGAUGGGAUCUACAGAGUGAGCGGGAACCUGGCUGUGAUCCAGAGACUCCGACACAAAGCCGAUCACGAAGAACAUUUGGACCUGGAGGACGGACAGUGGGAGGAAAUCCACGUGAUCACCGGAGCACUGAAGCUCUUCUUCAGGGAGCUUCCAGAACCAUUGUUUCCCUUCUGCUCCUUUGACAAGUUCAUCGCCACCAUCCAACUUUCUGACUACAGCCAGAGGGUUUCUUACACGAAGGACCUGGUCCGCUCUCUGCCACUGCCGAACUACGAUACCAUGAAGCUGCUUUUCAAGCACCUGCGCAGGGUCAUCGAACACAAAGACUCCAAUAGGAUGUCGGUUCAGAGCGUCGCCAUCGUGUUUGGGCCCACGCUGCUCCGGCCGCAGAUGGAGUCCGCCAACAUGACAGUCCAUCUGGUCUUCCAGAGCCAGAUCGUCGAGCUCAUGCUCAACCAAUUCAAUGAGAUCUUCGCUGAGACGUAGAAGGAGGUCCUCUGUCACCUUUCAGAACCUUCUGAGCAACAUAUGCUGAACUGAACAACGUCUCCAAACCUGUAGGACCUCAAGCCUGUACUCUCUAUUAGGGAGAACCUUAAACCACCAAAAACUCUGGUUCUGAUACUUCUGAAAGAGGUUUCUGUUGAAGAACCAAACCAAGUGGACCAAGAGUCACUUGAACCACUAAAGAGACUGACUCUAUUUGAGACUCUAGCUUGGAAACUCCUGGAAACUGCACACCUCUAAAACUUUCUGAGGAAUAUCAGUCAAACUGCCGAGAAUCCCCCUGGCAGAACCAAAGUCCAAACAGUAGAAGCCAGAAUGUAGAACCUGAGUUGCAUUGGAACCUGCUCUAAAGUCACUGGGAUCCUUCCAGAACCUCCAUGUUUCAUUGAUACAAGUUAACAAAGAACCUGUUUGCUUCAGAAAUGCACUUGCAGCAGAUAGCUGUUUUUACAGCAGGAAGCUCAUACUGAAGAUCUGCUUCAUCAGGAGGAAGUUCUACACUUUAAUGUACAUAGAGCCCAAUAACAGCAUGAAGAUCAUGUGAGAAAUUUGAGAAUCUAUAUCUGGAAUUUUAAAAUUUCUAUUGGAUCAGUCAGUUCGAAUCAUUCCCUGACGUCAACAUCAGGUUUCUGUUUAUCCAGAUCCAAAUCACUUCAGAUUUAAUUUCUAAAAUGUUUUUUUUUCAUAAAGAAUUGUCAUUACUCUUCUGGUUUCAAAGGAAUCAUUUGAUUGUUUCCAGAGUUUUAACAUAUCCUGGAUUUGGGAGUGAAAGCCUGUAGCUCUUAAAAAGAGACAGAAGCUUCAUGAAAGGUUGAUAAAUUUGAGGAUGAUGUUCUAAAAGCUCCUAGAUGAUUCCCUGAGGGACUCCCAAAAGUUCAGAGAACAAACUACUUUAAAUGGUCAAUAGGGUGGAGUCUUCCAGGAACAUUUCUGCUGUACUGAGUUUUGUUAUGGAUCUGGUGCACAUUCGCUCUUUGUUUUAUACUGUUUAAAUGUAUCAGAGUCACAGAACAAGGUAAACACAGAAUAUACAGAGUUUCUGUAAAUAAAAAAGAAUUUUACUGAGUUUUAUUAGAAAUAAAAGUCAUUAUUAAACCAGGAA